Molecule: messenger RNA, 2997 nt
Organism: Pygocentrus nattereri (red-bellied piranha)
Lineage: Eukaryota; Metazoa; Chordata; Actinopteri; Characiformes; Serrasalmidae
Gene: avil
Product: advillin
Exons: 20
Coding region: 117-2573 (818 amino acids)
Biological process (GO): actin polymerization or depolymerization; actin filament severing; cytoskeleton organization
Cellular component (GO): actin cytoskeleton; cytoplasm
Molecular function (GO): phosphatidylinositol-4,5-bisphosphate binding; actin filament binding
Source: RefSeq, a predicted model, not a curated record
UCUGUCAGGUGUAUGUCAGGGUUGUGCUCAGAGAUCAUCUUGCCCUAACUUUAAUACGAGGCCUGCACAGUUUGGAGCAUCUCUUGAGAUUGGCAUCGAGAACUCACUGAUGCACCAUGGAGCAUACAUUCAAAGCCGUCUCAAACACUCCAGGCAUUCUCAUUUGGAGAAUUGAGAAAAUGGAUUUGGUUCUAGUUCGGGAGAAAUCUUAUGGGAACUUUUAUGAGGGUGACUGCUACGUUCUGCUCUCUACAAAGAAGGUGGGCUCAACUCUGUCCUAUAACAUUCACUACUGGAUUGGCUCUCAGUCCACUCAGGAUGAACAGGGAGCUGCUGCUGUCUACACCAUCCAGCUGGACGACUUCCUGGGCCAGACGCCAGUCCAGCACCGUGAAGUCCAGCACCAUGAGUCAAGCACAUUCUGCGGAUACUUUAAACAGGGCAUCAUUUACAAGCAGGGAGGAGUCGCAUCAGGAAUGAGACACGUAGAAACGAACUGCUAUGACAUUCGAAGGCUGCUCCAUGUGAAAGGACAGAGGAAGGUGACCGCCAAAGAGGUGGAGAUGAGUUGGAAGAGCUUUAAUCUUGGAGAUGUUUUUCUGCUGGACCUUGGAAAGACCAUUAUCCAGUGGAACGGACCUGACAGUAACAAACAGGAACGACUAAAGGGGAUGCUGCUGGCGAAAGACAUUCGUGACCGUGAGAGAGGAGGGAGAGCUGAGAUUGGGGUAAUUGAGGGCGACGCUGAAAAGAAUUCCCCUCACUUAAUGGAAGCUCUGACCAGUAUCCUUGGUGAGCGGCCUGCUACACUGCCCAGCGGGACACCGGACGAGAUCGCUGACCAGGAACAGAUGGGCCAGGUUAUUCUCUACCAUGUGUCCGAUGCUGAUGGAGAAAUGAAGGUCAGAGAGGUUGCUGCCAGACCACUGGUCAAAGAUCUGCUGAACCAUGAUGACUGCUACAUCCUGGACCAGGGUGGAGUGAAGCUAUUUGUGUGGAAGGGAAAAAGAGCCAACAAGGCUGAGAAGCAGGCGGCUAUGUCCAGAGCUCUGGAGUUCAUUAAACUGAAGAGUUAUCCUCACACCACUAACGUGGAAGCUGUGAAUGACGGCGCAGAGUCGGCACUUUUUAAACAGAUGUUCCAGAGCUGGACAGUCAGAGAUCAGACAGUAGGACUGGGUCGCACCCACACUGUGGGCAAAAUCGCUAAAGUCUCUCAGGAGAAGUUUGAUGCCAGUACAAUGCACGUGAUGCCAGAAGUUGCGGCUCAGGAGCGCAUGGUGGACGAUGGCAGUGGGCAGGUGCAGGUGUGGAGGAUUGAAAAUCUGGAGCUGGCUGCAGUAGACCCAAAAACAUAUGGAUACUUCUAUGGAGGCGACUGUUACCUUGUACUCUACACCUACGAGGUCCACGGCAAGAAGAACUACAUCCUGUACAUGUGGCAGGGUCGUCAUGCCUCUCAGGACGAGCUGGCAGCGUGUGCAUUUCAGGCAGUGCAUCUUGACCAGCAGUAUAGUGGGCAGCCUGUUCAAGUGAGGGUCACAAUGGGCAAAGAACCACGUCAUUUCAUGGCCAUGUUCAAGGGCAGGCUGGUUGUUUUUGAGGGUGGUACGUCUAGAAAAGGGGGCUCGGACCCAGAACCACCCGUCCGUCUCUUUCAGGUCAGCGGCUCAGACUCAUCUAACACUAAAGCUAUCGAGGUUCCAGCUCUGGCGGCUUCACUCAACUCCAAUGAUGUAUUCCUGUUGAAGAGCCAGGGUGCCAUCUACCUGUGGUACGGCAAGGGUUCAAGUGGAGAUGAGAGGGCCAUGGCUAAAGAGGUCAGCGCUGUUCUUGGUAAGGACUCCUUCUCUGCGGAGAUCAUGGCAGAGGGUCAGGAACCCAUGGAAUUCUGGAGUCUUCUAGGUGGAAAGGCUCCAUAUGCGAAUGACAAAAAGUUACAGCAGGUCACUCUGGACUAUCAGCCGCGCCUUUUCGAGUGCUCCAAUAAAACGGGCCGGUUCAUCGUCACAGAGGUGACCCAGUUCAAUCAGGAUGACCUCAGCGAGGAUGAUGUAAUGCUUUUGGACACAUGGGAUCAGAUAUUCCUCUGGAUCGGAAAUCAGGCAAAUGAAGUGGAGCGUCAGGAAUCUGUGGUCACAUGUCAAGAAUACCUGCGGACCCACCCUGGAGCACGUGACUGCGACACACCCAUCCUGCUGGUAAAACAGGGCUUCGAGCCCCCAACAUUCACUGGAUGGUUCACCGCAUGGGACCCCACCAAAUGGAGCAGUGGAAAGACCUACGAGCAGCUGAAGGAGGAGCUGGGAGAAGUUACCUCCUUGGCAAAAGUCACACCGGAGAUGAAUGCCAAGCAAUCAAAUGCGGAGAACAAGACUUAUGAGCUUCAUCCUCCUGAGAAGCUGAUUAACCAAACUGCAGAUGAACUGCCAGGAGGUGUUAACCCUAAAGAGAGGGAGAAACAUCUCUCAGAUGCAGACUUCCUUGCCGUGUUUGGAAUGUCCAAAGAUGAGUUCUUCAGUCUGCCACAGUGGAAACAGUGGAACGUCAAGAAGAAGCAUGGCUUGUUUUGAAAUCACUCUCAAAACAGAAACUAUUAUGAACUCAUCUGUUUGUUACAUUGAAAAAAAGUGACGCAUUACAUUUGAAUGUGCAUCAUUUCCACAAAACAUACAUCAGCAGGUUUACUGUGAAAUUGAUUAACUGACAGACCACACUGUGCUGAUAUAUAUAUAUAACAUAAAUAAUAUAAUGAUAUAUAUUUUACUGCAUCAGGUAAAUUCAAUGUGUUACUUUUUUAGUGCACAUUUUACACAACUAGUCUGUUUUUGUUUUUUGAGAGCAUAAAACCAUACAGAAAGGAAACAAAUUCAGACACUUUUUUGUUGUUUAAUGAACUUCCAGCGCAUUUAUUCACUACAAAUUCACACACACCUUUUUUGACUUUGAAGUUAUAAAUAUGAAGAGAAAAAAUAAACUCAUAAGCAAAAACACUGA